Messenger RNA from Cylicocyclus nassatus, 1968 nucleotides. NCBI's taxonomy places the organism in Eukaryota, Metazoa, Nematoda, Chromadorea, Rhabditida, Strongylidae. The record is from the annotation of a GenBank genome assembly.
GGUACAUUCUGCUCACCUCACACUUUUUCUCUAUACCAGUAUUUCUUUCGUCAGCAUAGAUGGCAAUAACUCUGCACUAAAAUAUGGAAGAGAAUAAAAAGAAGAUUGACGACCAUGAAACUAAAGAGCAAUCUCGAGUCACCGCCAAACCACAACGACUAACCGAGAUUCUAAAGAUCAAAGACUAUGAGAACGAACAUCGCCAGCAGAAGGUUGUAGAGAUGAUGCUACACGCAUGGAACGGAUAUAAGAACUAUUCUUGGGGUGCAAAUGAGCUCCGACCUCUGUCCAAAACUUCCAACACCCAAAAUAUCUUUGGUGGACGAGAUAUGCCGGCAACCAUAAUCGACGCUGCUGAUACUCUCUUCAUAAUGGGUUUGAAAAAUGAGUACAAGGAGGCUCGUGACUACAUUGAAAAGAACUUCGAUAUGAGCAAAGCGACUGGUACCCUUUCCGUCUUUGAAACGAACAUUCGCUUCCUUGGUGGACUGUUGUCACUGUACGCGCUCACAGGAGAGGAGUUCUACAAAGUUAAAGCACGAAGUGUUGGUGAAGCCCUUCUGCCAGCUUUCAAAACUCCAUCUGGAAUUCCGAAGAGUAAUCUGAACAUGAAGACCAAGCAGGCUUCAAAUUAUCAUUGGGCUAAUGGAGGCUCUUCAAUACUUGCCGAAUUCGGAAGUCUGGACUUGGAGUUCACCUACCUCAGCCAAAUCACGAAAGCUCCAAUUUUUGCAAAAAGGGUGAAGCGGAUACGCGAUGUGCUUGAUCAAUCGGAAAAAGUCAACGGAUUGUAUCCGAAUUAUAUUGACCCGGAUUCUGGACGGUGGUCGAAGCCGUACCAUAUGUCCCUUGGUGCACUGGGAGAUUCGUUCUACGAGUACCUCAUCAAAUCGUGGCUGCAAUCAGGAAAGACCAACGAGCAAUCGCGAAGGAUGUUUUGGGCAGCCAGUAAAGCUAUACGAGAACAAAUGAUCUACAAAUCCAAGUCUGGGCUUACAUACACUGCUGAACUCAGCAAUGGUUUACCUCAGCAUAAGAUGGGUCAUCUGGCCUGCUUCUCAGUUGGAAUGUUCGCACUUCAAGCAGUCAAUGAAAAUUCGGAGGCUGAAAAGGAAGCCACAAUGAAAUUGGCUGAAGAAUUGGGACAAACUUGUCACGAAAGCUACAUUAGAUCAGCUUCACACAUCGGGCCGGAAAUGUUCUACUUCAAUGAUGCAGAGGAUGCAACGAGCAAAAAUGGCGAAAAUGGCUAUAUACUCCGGCCAGAAGUAAUUGAAGGUUUUUUCUACCUCUGGAGGCUGACUGGGAAGAAGAUGUAUCGCGAUUGGGUUUGGGAUGCAAUACAAGCAAUUGACAAACAUUGUCGGGUUGAAGGAGGAUUUUCGGGUAUUUACAACGUCUACAAUCCUUCAGCGGGCUACGACGACGUCCAGCAAUCAUUUUUUCUUGCCGAAACUCUAAAAUAUGCUUAUCUAACCUUCGCUGACCCCUCAGUAAUUUCGCUAGAUAAAUGGGUAUUUAAUACCGAAGCACAUCCUCUUCCUAUCAUCACCCAGACAAAUAUAGCUUCCUCCCCACUUACACUGUGAUUCGUUGCUUGGGUAGCUAUUCCUUUCAUUGGAACAAUUCCAUUUUACAGGGACCAUCGAUUAGUGUCUAUAUUCGCAUAGAAAAUUGUAAAUAAGCUCAUCUUCUGUGAUGAUUCUAGAUUAUUUUUCCAUGUUUCCAUCCUCAUUCUUCAUUCUCGAGUAUUGACACUCUCAGGAGUUGAGAUUUGGUUAGAUUGUACCAUAUUCUUGGUCAAAUAUAUGCGGGUUGUUGAUUUCCUGUGCUGGAUAUCAUGUCGUCCCAGCUUUGCCUCAUCUGUGAUAUGCAUGCUGCCGUUAUCACUCUUUUUACUUCUUAUUGUUAUUGUUAUCAGUGUUGUUCACUAGAAUGUGAAGAAAUAUCAAUAAAUCUGCUUAUGUG